Molecule: messenger RNA, 5453 nt
Organism: Lates calcarifer (barramundi perch)
Lineage: Eukaryota; Metazoa; Chordata; Actinopteri; Centropomidae
Gene: foxg1b
Product: forkhead box G1b
Exons: 1
Coding region: 567-1808 (413 amino acids)
Biological process (GO): regulation of transcription by RNA polymerase II
Cellular component (GO): nucleus
Molecular function (GO): sequence-specific double-stranded DNA binding; DNA-binding transcription factor activity
Source: RefSeq, a predicted model, not a curated record
UUUUACGCACACAUGCACCGGAGAGGAGGGCGCAUGACACACGGCACAAUUACAUGAGCGAAUUUAGGGAGACGCGCACGCGCGUAAAUACCGAAAGAGGGGGAGAGAGAGAGAGAUUAAAGAGAGCAGAUAAAAAUGACAGGUUUGUGUUGUUGGAGACAUUAAAGGUCGUCCAGAGUCUCAGUUUAGAGAAGGAAGGACGGAGAGGAAGAAGCAGAAAAGAGGAUUUGUUGACAAAAUCACCAACUUAGAGAAGCUCCUCCUCUCCCUGAUGUAGCCGCGAGUCGGAACCUCCUUAAUUACUAAUUUCUCCACAUCCAAGCCACGCUCUCUCUCUCUCCCUCCCUCCCUCUUUCUCUCUGUCUUUCUCUCUCUCUUCCUGUCUGUCUCUUUUCUCUCUCUCCAUUCCUCCAUCCAUGCUUCUCUCAUCCUGACCCUCCUUUCUCUCUCCUCUCUGUCUCUCUUUCGUUUCCAGCCCGGAUAACGGAGGUGGACGAGCUUGGAGUUGUGUGUUAUUAUUUUUUGUUAUUAUUUAUUCCUAGUUUUUGGGAGACCCGCCACCGGGCAUGGAGGAUGUAAAAGACCCGCCGACCGUCCACCGGUCCUCCUCCUUCAGCAUCAAGAGCCUCCUGCUGCCCUCCAAGUGCGACAGACCGGACUCCGCCGCUGCGGUCGCCGGUAUACCCGGGACCCUCUCUCCCUCACCGGGCUCCGACUCUGAAAAGUCGCUGGACCCGCCGGAGGUGGACUCCACGGCCGCGGCUCUGGACCCGGAGAAACCGGGCAAGGAGGAGCAGGGGGAAGAGGAGGAGGACGGAGGAGGAGGCGGAGGAGGGGACGGCGCCAAGGCAACACAGGAGCAGAAUACUAACGGUAAUAACAGCGGGAAAAACGGAAAAUAUGACAAGCCUCCGUUCAGCUACAACGCCCUGAUCAUGAUGGCCAUCAGGCAGAGCCCCGAGAAGCGGCUCACGCUGAACGGCAUUUAUGAGUUUAUCAUGAAAAACUUCCCCUAUUACCGCGAGCACAAGCAGGGCUGGCAGAACUCCAUCCGGCACAACCUGAGCCUCAAUAAGUGCUUCGUUAAGGUGCCCAGGCACUACGACGACCCGGGGAAGGGGAACUACUGGAUGCUGGACCCUAGCAGCGAUGACGUUUUCAUCGGGGGGACUACCGGGAAGCUCCGCAGGCGCUCCGCCACCUCCCGGGGCAAACUGGCGAUGAAGCGCGGGCUGCGCUUCGCUCCUCUCGGCUUGGGGAUUAACGAACGGGCGAACAACCCGCUUUACUGGCAGAUUUCUCCGUUUCUUUCCCUGCACCAUCACCACCACCAUCACCCGCAUUACAACGGAUCCUCACCCGGGUUUUUGAACCAGGCAGCCGGCUAUGGGUCGCUGCUGCCCGCGGUGGAGCAGCUGAGCAACGGGGACCUGGGGCGGUCCAUCCUCGGCGGGUCGGCCGCUGGGGCGCUGGGCUUGACGAACAGUUAUGGGAUGAGCACGUCGCCGGUCGGACUGCUCUCCGGGCAGACUGCCGGAUAUUUCGUCUCAGGGACCCAACACGCUGCUGCAGCGGCACAGGGGCCGCCGGGAGGAGGACCGCCGCCUCCACCGCCUCCCCCGCCUCCGCAUCUCCAGCAGGGCGCACCGGGGUUCGGCGGCCUAGCGACCACGAGCUCCCCGCAGUCCCUGCUAUCGGACUCCCUCAGAAACAGCUCCCUACCGGCCUUCUCCCCGGGCGUGUCCGCAGGGUUUCCUGGGAUGCUAUCCCAUCAAAAGAGGGUGACCCCAAACGCUUUCCUAAACUGAACUCCCCACCCCUCCCUCACCCUUCCUCCCCCAUCACCAUCACCUCUUCAUCGAUGGCACCGGGACGAGGACGCACAAAAGACGUCAUGUUAAGGGCAAAAAUAAGUGGUAAAUAUCAAACACUGAUCGCAAAAAAUAUAUAUGAAGUGAAACUUUUUGGCCAUAUUCUGCCCCGAAGUGCAACGGGUUUAUUUUGAUUAUUUUGUUCGCAUUCUAUUGAAAAAGGGACAAACUUUUGUUACCCGCGGGUUGUACAACUGUAAACUAGACUUGCCAAAGGUAACGCUAUAAGUAUAUUUCAAGCUAUUUAUAUCUUGUACAAAGAUUUUCAGUACUUUCUUUGAGUCUUUUAUUUAUGUUUUGUAUUUAUUGUACAAUGUAUUUAAAUUCUAUUUGUCAGUGCAUACUAAUCAGUAUUGAGGAAAAGGGGGAGGGAGGGUGGUGACUUACAGGGUUAAUAAUUAUUUAUGAAUUUUGAGACAAUCAAGGAGAAAAAAAGACAAUCAAAACUUUUUCUUUUCUCUUUUUUUGGGAGGAAAAACUUUUGAAUAAGUACAUGAUGAAUAAAUGAAGCCUUAAAAUCAGAAGCAGAAACAAUCAGGGGUUUUGAGAGGAAAAAUAAGCCUACAAAUCAUAUCUCUACUCAGGUUUGACCCCAGACAGGCCUAAUAAUAAUACAAUGAAUAUGAAUAAUUCAACUGCUCUCUGUGAAGAGUUUCCUUCCAAAAUAAAGAUAUCCUAUACACUGCUAUACAGUGCUAAACAUUGGAUUUUUGACUUAAACCGCCCCUUUAAAUAAGAAAAAAAGUAAAUAAAGAAGUGGAUACAAAUGUUUUUGGAAUAGAACUCUUCAUAUAAAAUUAUGCAAAACAACGCGUUUUUGUAUGUUUUCUGUUCAUUAUCAAAGCCCAGACUGUCCUUUUUUCACUUCAGUUGAUUUUGGUUUGAUCGUGUGUGUGUGUGUGUGUGUGUGUGUGUGGGUAGGUGUGCGUUUCCAGGCCUGGGCACUGAGCGUAAAACCUCCUGCGCAUGUGCGCUAAGGGCCGCCGUUCCAGCAAACAGCCUGCUAAUUUUCAAAUAACAUCACUUUUUGCCGCCGCCAUCCCUUUUUUAUGACCCGCUGAAAGUUUUAAAGUGACCGGUGGGGGCUGAGUGUAUGGAGGCCUCUGAAUGCUGAAACUUUUUUUUUUUUUUUUUUUUUUUUUUGCCGUUGUAGCUCUGUUUCUCUGAGAAAACAAACCGAACGGCUCUAAAGAAUACUCAGGCCCUGCAUCACACCCACACGCACACACACCCACACACACACAACUGUUGUCAGGUGAAAAACUUGUAUCUCCAAAAUACCAUUUUUUUUUGUUCUUGUCCUUAGAGACAGUUUCAUGAAAAUAAUCUUGGCUUCAAAUUACCAGUGCUUUCAAAAUCAUCUCAUGGUCUUCAUCCAUGUAAGACUCAGUUGAGACACUUUUAGUUUCAUUUAUUUUAAGUUGGGUGAUAGAGCACUUUUUGGAAUUAUCUUUUAGUUAGUUUUAUGCACUUGAGCUGAAAUUGGUUACAAUUCAGAACAGCGUAGGCCUAAUUCACCAACUUAGACAAAAAUCAAGAAAAUUGGAGAUACAAGGUUUUCAGCCAACUGAUAUAUAUGCAACUUUUUUCAUUUUCAUUUUUCUUUUUAAACAUCAACAACAACAAAAAAAAAAAACCUUGCAUCAGCUGACCACAGCAGUGAGGGAUGGGCCACCAUUUACAAUCUGAUACUGAUAUUAAUGUUUGUUGUGUGAUACAAAGGUUUUAGUGAAAAGACAACCAGGUGUUUUUUGUUGUUUGUUUUGUUGUUGUUUUUACAAAUUUUUGUUUCAUGACAGCAUUAUUUUUUAAUUAAUUCUGUGAUUUUAUUGCAACAUGUGACAGGUUUCAUAAAAAAGCCUGCUUUUUCUAUUUGCAGCCCAGAACUUUAACCUUUCUUUUUAGAAAAUUAAAAUGUCUAAGCAUUUCAUUUACAACGUGUCCCAAAAUGUAAGUUCAAAGAUAAAAACACAGAUGUCUUUUCACCAAACCAUGCUCAUUUCAGUGUACUGCUUAUAUGCAUCAGAUUUUUUUUUCUCAUACUCAUAAAAAAAUAUUUAAUUCCUCAUUAAAUAAUUCAGAAUUCAUUUUGAAAUUAUUAUUUGGUAGAGAUCAACAUAUUUUGUUUCAACAGAAUAGCAGCUGUGGUUUAGCGGCCAUAAAAGUUUUAGCACAAAAUAAAAAUGUCAGAAAACACUGAAAGAAAAAUAACUUUUCAAAAUUAUGUUAAAUUUUUGAAUCAGCAUUAUGCAGGUUUUAAAAUAAUAAUAUAUAAUAGUAAUUUUGCAAAUCUACUUUUAUUGAUCUCUUCCUGACUGUUUACAAAGAAAAACAUCAAAAUAAAUUAGAAAGCGUACAAAGCGCUAAAGUGCAUCUUACAUCAGCGAAAGCCUUGUGACUGCAUUUGAAAAACAAAUAAAAUAUUGCAUUUUUUCAAUAAACACACCAAAUGAGUAGCAUUUGACUAUGAAAGUAUCGAUCACUGUGGUAUUGAUCGGCCCGUCCUCUCAGGUCUGUGCUGUCUGAGCUCUGCAACACAAUCCCGAUCAAAUAAAUGUUGCCUUUGCAAAAAUAAAGCAAAUAGAAGCUCCAGUAGAGAACAGGAGGCAGCAGAUACUGUGGAUGAUAUUUUGCAAAAUAUCCAUUUAUGGCUGAUAUGUAGCAACUGAGCAAAAUAAUAUAAAAAUAUAAGAUUUCAGACAUGGAAAGGUGAAACCUUGAUGUAAAUUAUUUCAGUUGAAUGGAAAUAAAAACUUUUUAAACUAUAAAGGUCUACAAUCUUGCCAUUCACCACUGAUGUUAAUAUUAAAUGACACUGAUGAAUAUUUCUAUUAUUAUUAAAAUUAUCAUCUGUUCUGGGCCUUUUAUUGAAAAAUAAAUAUCAUCCACUGACUGUAAAUGAGCUGCAGUUGAAUUUAAUUUAACAUGAUUUAAAUUUGGGUCUCUGAGUUAUGGAAAAUGAACCUCUUGUGUAUUUUUCUGUUGAUAAUUCAAACAACUGUCCAUGCAAACAUCAACUGCUGAAUGGUGAACUUCUCCCAACAUUAAAUUUAAAACUGAUAUUUUUUACAGUGCAAGAACUUAUAUAACCUAUGACCAAAAUAAAAGCCUCCUGGAGCCCAAAAAGAGGCUGACCUUGUCAACACACACACACACACACACAGCUGACACACAUUCAGAUAGUACACAUAAGUAAACUAACAGAAAAGCAAGAAUAUUUUUGGAAAACAGAACAGACACAGUCCAGCAGGUCUGACUGAGCCACAUUACAUUCAAAUAUUAAAAUGUCGAAAUGUUUAAGUUUCUGAACAACAGAAAUAGAAACAGGGUUGAUUCCCAGCAGGAAGCAGACUGAUCCAGGCUCAGAGUUUAUUUUUUCUUCAAAUUAAAUCUCUGUCCAUUUAACUUUUUGGUUUUGUAAAAAAUUAUUUUGGGGUUUUUACUUUUUUGCACUUUUUUGUUGUUAGCGUUCACUUGUAUGAAAUCUGUACUAUUUUGUUGCUCUCUGUCUGUUUUUGUUUUUUGUUGUUGUUUUUUUUUCAGAGCAACUAAAUUUGAUUAAAAAGGAUGAAAUAACCUGAA